UAGAGAGGAAUGUUGUUGGUGAUAAGGUCGUUGACUUGACUCGACUUCUUCAACAUCAAACACUCUUUCCGAAAAUCAAUAUGUUCAUAGCAAGAAGCGGAGUAUAAUUUUGUUUGAAGUUCGAUGCACAAUUCCAGACUAUCAAUCUCCAGAUUAAUUCCAAAACAUUUUUUGAUUUGUUUCAUAAUUCGUGAGACAAUUCUUUCCGUGAUCCUCUAUAUCUGCCUGUUUUUUCUAAAGGAGAAUCAAGAGCAAUGGCGGUAGCAGAGCUCUUCCUGUCUGCAAUCAUUCAGGUGUUGUUUCAGCAGUUGACCUCUGGCAUAAUUAAGUCAUUGGCCAAUCGGGAGAAAGUCGAGAGUCAUUUUGAGAAGUUGAAAUCCAAUCUGACCAUCAUUCAAGCUGUGCUCGAAGAUGCGGAGGAAAAGCAAUUGACCCAGAACGAUGUAAAAGUAUGGAUGGAGAGCCUCAGAGACUUGGCUUAUGAUUUGGAGGAUAUAUUGGAUGAGAUCACCACUCAAGCUUCCAUUGAACGAUCAAAGGGGAUCCAACACAGUAGAGCCAGUAUGGUGUGGAAAUUUAUCCCAACUUGCGGCAUCUUUGUGCCUAGUGCAAUAAUAUCUAAUAAUAAGAUGAUGUCCAAGAUAAAGGAGGUCACAAACAGGUUGCAGAAUAUAGUAGAGCAAAGGACUAAAUUUGGUCUGAAGGUUAGUUCAGUUGGCCACUCAAACCGAUCAUCAGUAGUAAGGUCACCUAGCACUUCUGUGGUAAAUGAGUCUCAGGUAUAUGGAAGAGAUGAAGAUAAAGAAGCAAUAAUGAAAAUGUUGCUUAUGGAUGAAGAUUGUCGUGACAAUGUUCCUGUCAUUCCAAUAGUUGGAAUGGGUGGUAUUGGCAAAACCACUCUUGCCCAGCUGGUUUAUAAUGAUAGAAAUGUUAAGCAGAAUUUUCAUGUGAGGGCUUGGGUGUGUGUCUCAGAAGAAUUUGAUGUGGUUUCUAUCACCGAAAAACUUUAUGAGUCUGUAACUGGGGAGUCUGGUCAGUCCAAGGCCUUGGAUAUACUUCAGGUGAGGCUAAAAGAGGAGCUGGGAAAGAGCAAGUUCCUUAUUGUGUUGGAUGAUGUUUGGAAUGAAAACUAUACAAAGUGGGAUGCUCUAUGUGUUCCUUUUCAGUUGGGGACACGUGGGAGCAGGAUUAUUGUUACAACUCGCAACGAGAGUGUUGCAUCAGUGGUAGGUUCGCCUCGUGCCGCUUACCAUGUGAAACUUUUGACUGAUGAUGAUUGCCUAUCCCUAUUGGCUCAACAUGCUAGGAGAUCUUUCCAUGACAAUUUAGAGUUAAAAGAUGUCGGUUUGGGACUGGUGAAGAAGUGUAAAGGUUUGCCUUUGGCUGCUAAGGCACUUGGUGGCCUCUUACGCUCUAAAGAAACUAAGGAGGAGUGGUUUGAUGUGCUAACUAGCAAGAUAUGGGAUUUGCCUGAGGAAAAUAUCCUUCCUGUUUUAAGAUUAAGCUAUCACCAUCUUCCUCCACAUUUGAAGCAUCUCUUUGCUUAUUGCUCCAUAUUUCCAAAGGACUACGACUUUGAAAAGAAUGAGUUAGUAUGUUUGUGGAUGGGAGAAGGUUUUCUGGAAAAGCAAAAUAGUAGGAAAACUAAGGAGGAGUCAGGCCUUGAGUACUUCAAUGAGCUUUUGUCAAGAUCCUUUUUUCAACGUGCAAGUGAUAGGGAUGAAUAUUUUGUUAUGCAUGACCUUAUAAAUGACUUGGCUCAAUUUGUUGCUGGGGAGACAUGCUAUCGUCUGGAUGAGAAAAUGGAUACCAAUCUGGAAUACAAGAUUCCUACGAAAGCUCGUCAUGGUUCAUUUCUUCGUCAUGAAUACGAAGUUUUCAGAAAAUUUAAGGCUUUCAGUGAAGUUCAAGGCUUGAGGACAUUCUUACCGAUGCCUGUCCAAAAUGCACUUGUUUGCCCUCCUUUCUACUUAUCAAACAAGAUCUUAGCGGAACUGAUACCUGAAUUGCACAGCUUAAGAGUACUUUCUCUAAGUGGCUACUCCAUCACAGAGUUGCCAAGUUCAGUCUGCAACUUGAUACGUCUAAGGUAUCUCAAUCUAUCUGGGACUUCAGUUGUUAAAUUGCCAGAUACUUUAGGUGAUAUCUACAAUUUGCAAACCUUGUCACUACGUAACUGCCGUGCAAUAUGCAAGUUACCGUCAACCAUGGGGAAGCUGUCUAACUUGCGGCACCUUGAUAACUCCGGUACUGAUCAACUGAAAGAUAUUCCGGUCGAAAUUGGUGUGUUAAAUAGCCUUCAAACGUUACCAAAAAUUGUUUUGAGCAAAGAGGGUGGCCUGGGAUUAAGGGAAUUGAGGGGUUUGAAGCAGUUGAGGGGAUCACUUGCCAUUUUUGAAUUGCAAAAUGUGACGAAUAUUGAGGAUGUAAAGGAGGCAAGUCUAUGCACACACAAACUUGAUGAAUUGCAACUGACAUGGGGUAGUGAAAUGGAUGAGACCCAUGACAGAAGUGCAGAAGAAGAAGUGAUGGACUCUCUGCAUCCUCAUGAAGAGUUGAGAAGUCUCAAGAUUUCUUACUAUGGAGGAGUUGGUUUCCCAUGUUGGAUAGGGAAUCCUCAGUUCAAAAAAUUGUCCAGUAUCAGUAUCCUCAGUUGUUUGGAAUGUAAAUAUUUACCACCACUAGGACAGCUUCCGGAGCUUAAACACCUGCUUAUGGGAAGCAUGCCAAAAUUCAAAUGCAUCUCAACUGAGUUCUAUGGGAGUGGUUUUGUGGAUCCAUUUCCGAAACUUGAGACGCUAAGAUUUGAUUACAUGCCAAAAUGGGAGAAAUGGGCUGCUUCUGCUGAUGGGGAAGACAUUAAGUUCCCAAAUCUUCGUCAGCUUACUAUAUCCAGGUGCAGCAAAUUAACCAGUGUCGCUCCACUGAACUUUCCUGUGCUGCAGGAGUUGGAUCUCGAAGGGUGUAGCAAGGUUUUGCUAGAAAGUUUCAAUAAUCUUGACUCCUUAAAGACCUUGAAGGUUGAGGCUGUUACAGGGCUCUCACAUCUACCAAGGGAACUUUCCCAGUCCUUACUAGCACUUGAAGUCUUAGAGUGCUGUAGCUGCAGUGAGCUGCUAUCACUGUGGCCAGAAGAAACUUCACUCGAACAUCUUACCCAUCUAAAGCGCCUAGUCAUUGCAGAUUGUAAGCAGCUUGUAUCAAUGGGACAAGGAGAGCAGCACUUUCCUCGCAAACUUGAAGUUCUUGAAGUCUUUCGCUGUGAAAAUUUGAUUACCCUCCCAAAUGACUUGAGUGAUCUCAGCUCACUAAGGGAGUUGAUUAUAAAGAAUUGUCUUAAAUUUGUCAACUUCCCUGAGAGUGGCCUCCCCCCCAUGCUGAAACGCCUCGAGAUACUCAGCUGCAAUGCAUUAGAGUCCCUUCCCAGUAACAUGUCUGGCCUGGAAAGGUUGGAGAUCAAGAAGUGCUCAUCCCUGAGGACCUGGGCAAGAGGUAAUUUCCCAGUUUCUGUAAAGAAACUUGCAAUUGAAAACUGCCCCAAACUCGAACCAGUUCCAGAGCUGAUGUUUCCCCCACACAGCAGCAUUAUGCUGGAAGAUCUUAGUUUACGCACAUGGCCAGACUUCAGUAAUCUCCUACAGCGAUUGCAUGGGUUUUCACAUCUUAUUGAGAUAAAACUAUCGAAGUGUCGUCUACAGGAAUUCCCGGAACAAGGCCUGCCACCGAGCCUCAGGACACUUUCUAUUGAAAAAUGUGCAAGUCUCAAGUCAUUGCCAGAAAAGAUUCGUAGCAUGAAAACCCUCGCAUCACUUGAGCUACGAAGUUGUCACAGGCUUGAUAAUUUUCCACAAUUUGGUUUGCCUCCGAAUUUAUCUUCACUUAGGAUAUGGGAUUCUAAGAGAUUCAAGCCCCUUUCAGAAUGGGGCCUGCGCAGGCUCUCUUCUCUAAGGGAGUUCUCCAUCUGUGGUGGAUUCAAAGAGCUUGAGAUACUCGGUGGUGACGAUGGUCUCCUUCCUCCUUCUCUGACAAAAUUUUCUAUUGCUAGAUUCCACAAGCUUACUUCUCUGAAUGAAGUGCUUAAGAAACUGACCUCGUUACGGUAUCUAUCUAUCAUGAACUGCGAAAAACUUAAUGUCUUGCCUAGUGAAGGGCUGCUUGAACAGCUGUGGCAUCUGGAAAUCAGUAACUGCCCUCUUCUGAUGCCACGGUGUCUGAGGGACAAAGGGGACUAUUGGCCGAAGAUAGCUGGAGUUCCUUGUGUGGAGAUAGAUGGAACUUACGUUUAUAAACAACCUUCAGUUUGAGGCACUCACUUGGGAGGACUUGCUUGCUUGAUUGUUGGCUAGGCAGUUUGUGAUGAGAAUUGGCAAGAUAAUGCUGUCCAGAAACACUGCUACACGAGUCUUGUUGAAGUCUGUUUUUAAGCUCGAAAUACUUAGUAUACGUUCUUCCAAAUAUGGCCCGACUCCACAUUUUCGAGCUGAAAACAUUGAUGUGGAAGGCUCGACGAAGUGGAUGUUUCUGAUUAUUUUGGGGGGUGGUGAUAUUCUUGCUCUGGUGAUUCAUAAUAUUGUUAGAUAAUUAGAUGCAGUAACUGAUGUUUGAUGUAUCAGUGUUUAUGUGUAAUCUUCUUUUAUCAGAAAGAAUUUGUGGAUUCUUCAA
Messenger RNA from Salvia hispanica, 4662 nucleotides. The record is from RefSeq and is a predicted model, not a curated record. NCBI's taxonomy places the organism in Eukaryota, Viridiplantae, Streptophyta, Magnoliopsida, Lamiales, Lamiaceae.